Messenger RNA from Hippocampus comes (tiger tail seahorse), 4142 nucleotides. RefSeq names its product inositol polyphosphate-5-phosphatase Jb (gene inpp5jb). The transcript has 13 exons. Bases 6 to 2120 code for a protein of 704 amino acids. Gene Ontology annotation, biological process: negative regulation of peptidyl-serine phosphorylation; phosphatidylinositol dephosphorylation. The record is from RefSeq and is a predicted model, not a curated record. Lineage: Eukaryota; Metazoa; Chordata; Actinopteri; Syngnathiformes; Syngnathidae. Gene Ontology annotation, molecular function: phosphatidylinositol-4,5-bisphosphate 5-phosphatase activity; phosphatidylinositol-3,4,5-trisphosphate 5-phosphatase activity. Gene Ontology annotation, cellular component: plasma membrane; ruffle; cytoplasm.
GGGCAAUGGGGCCAAAGAAGAGGAGAAGGCAAGAGAGACCACGAGAAAUGGACCAAGACCACCCUCCCCAAAGCCAGAUGCCAAAAGACAACUUGAGUGAAGCAGCAGACACAGUAACAUCUCAAACUACGACUCCGCAUCCUUCAGAUCCAACAUGUGAACCCACCGCUGGGCUGCCCACUGUUACUGCCAGGCCUCGGCGGCCCCAGAGAAGUGCCAGAGUCGAAGGGUCCGUUGACGUAUGCGAACCCAAAGCUGAGCCCACACGAGGCGAUAACCAGGGUGAAUGCAAUCCAGAUGGCGCCGUGGCAAGUCAUGCAAAAGCUGCUUCCAGCCCACCUGCCAGGCCCUCAGGGGACCGGCCCGGUACCCACUUCAAAGCCGGCCCAAAAGGUCCGGGGCACCACGCGGUCCGGGCUGCCUCAGUGCCCUACCCGCCUUUAAGCAAGGCUGUACCCUCUCACCUGAACCCUCACGCCCAGAGAGCUCUGUCUGUUGCAGGCACAGCCGACACUCAGGCCCAGACUGUCGAAGAUUUCAGGGUGCACAUCAUCACUUGGAACGUGGGGUCAGCCACGCCCCCUGAUGACAUCACCUCCUUGCUGGGCUUGAAUAUAGGUGAUGGGAACACCGACAUGUACAUCAUCGGGCUGCAGGAAGUCAACUCUAUGAUUAACAAGCGACUGAAAGAUGUCCUCUUCACGGACCAGUGGAGCGAGGUCUGCAUGGAGAGACUCAGCCCCUUUGGAUACGUGCUGGUGACCUCCCAGAGGAUGCAGGGCGUGUUGCUGCUGGUUUUUGCCAAGUACUACCAUCUGCCAUUCCUCCGUGGAGUCCAGACGGAGACCACCCGCACUGGCCUGGGGGGUUACUGGGGAAACAAAGGUGGAGUCAGCGCCCGCAUGUCAGUGUUCGGUCACACUCUCUGCUUCCUCAACUGCCACCUGCCGGCUCACAUGGAAAACUCGGAUCAGCGUAUGGAGGACUUUGAGAGCAUCCUUCAACAACAGCAGUUUGAGGGCCAGGCGGCCUCAGGUGUCCUUGACCACGAUGUGGUGUUCUGGCUCGGGGAUCUCAAUUUCCGCAUUGAUGACCUGGAAAUGCAAGUGGUAAAAACGGCAAUUGACAAUAACAAGCUGUCCAUCUUGUGGGAAAAAGAUCAGUUAAACAUGGCAAAGGAUAGUGAGACGGUGCUGGAGGGAUUCCAAGAGGGGCCCCUGAAGUUCCCCCCCACUUACAAGUUUGAUGUUGGGACAAACAUUUACGACACAAGUGGAAAGAAACGUAAACCAGCUUGGACCGACCGUAUCCUCUGGCGCCUGAGAGCCACGGUACCUGCUGCCAGCAGCGGGAAGCGUGGUUCUGUUUCAGGGCUAACCAGCGGCGCCAAAGUAACGCAGCAUUGCUACAGAAGUCACAUGGAAUACGACGUCAGCGACCACAAGCCGGUCUCUUCCAUCUUUACCUUGCAGUUCCCAUACAAGUUGGAUGUUCCCCUGGUCACAGUUUUGGUAGAGGAUGAGUGGAAUAGCAUUGCUGAUGCUAUAGCCAAGUUCAAACUGGCACCCAACUAUUCUCGCAGCUCCUGGGACUGGAUCGGACUAUAUAAGGUGGGUUUCAAACAUCACAAAGACUAUGUGGGAUACGUGUGGGCCAAACAGGAAGAAGGAGAUUAUCAUAGACAAGAACAUCAGGUAACCUUUACAGAAGAGGAACUGCCCAAAGGCGCGGGAGAUUUUAUCUUGGGUUACUAUAGCAACAACAUGAGUACCAUUGUGGGCGUAACGGAGCCAUUUCAGAUCCAGCUUCCCACAUCCGGCAAUGAUACCAGCUCUUCAGACAGCUCCGACUUCAGCUCCGAGGAGGACAGCACUGUCGUCCUCAUGAAGUCGAGGUCCCGCAGUCCCAGUCCCCACAGAGUCAAGCACCACCGCCGUCGCAGCGGCAGCCACAGCCGCUCCGGAAGUCCCAAGCAAGACAAAACGAAGGAGCUCACUGCCACUGACGAAGCGCCAUCUGUGACCACGUCAGACGCAGAGUCUGUAAAAUGCCCAGCAGAGGGCAACCAACCCCCUGCUUCUGAGGAGGACAACAAACAGAGAGAGGAGACUGGAGUGUGAUGUUUUCUCACGGCUGAAAAGUGAAAAGUGUGAGUCAUUUAUUUGAUAGUAACCAUAUUCGAAGUGUGUUUUCAUGAAACUGUGCAGUUUGGGACGCAAUCCUUCUCAGGAACAAAUGUCAAGUUCCUCAAGAGGGUUUGUUUUGCCUUGAGUUUUUAUUCCAAAAUAUUUCAAUCUGUCCUGCAUUUUCUCAGUUUUGUUCCAUCCUUUAGUGUGGGCCACGCAUAAUUGUAGUUUUUCCCAAAUGAUAUAUCUUAUAGGCAUUUGCUCACCUUGUGUAGGUCAAGGUCGUUUGCUCGCCGCCUUGUUGGGCAAUGAAUGCAUUUAGGUGUGGAUGAUGAUGACCAUGCGGAGGAUGUGAUCUGGCUCAGGUUACGUAAAGCGUUUUCAUUUGUUGGAUAUAACACAGCAUGCAUACUGUAGCAUAAUCGAGUAUUAUGAGAAAGACCCAUCCAGCUUACCCACUGUCAUUUGCCCCUUGACGCCAAUUAAUCGUACGUGGGGGAAAAAUGUCACCAAGCGGUCAUGACAGCCAGAUCAGAUCUGCACUAAAUACAAACAAUCUCAGAAACUAAAACAAAAUUGUUGUAUGGUGGGCUUUAGGAGGCCUCUCCUACUCGCCAUAUCAGCAACGUUGCACAUGUUCGUGCAGAGAGUGAACGUGAGCAUUAAGGGCCUUUAAAUAGACCCCCGAUUGAGUGCAGUGAGAUGUGUGGCGUCCUGUGGGAGGAUCACUGUCAGCUGACACAGCACAGCUGUCCUGCACGAACUGCUUUUUAUUGGCUGCAGGGCAGCUGAUAUUGUCAAGGUAAUUAGGAUGACAAUAACAACAGCAAAAAUCAGAUUCCCGUCGUUGGAACAAAUUAGCAAAAAACAAAUCAGCAGAAAUACUUUUCCUAUGAUAACCAUUACCAAUUCGGAACAGUUGCAUGACUUCUGGAAAUGAAACAGAUAACUCUACCAUGUAGAGCGGCUACAGGGUUUUGCAAUUGCAACGGGAAACAAAAUGUCACACAUUAUCAUAAAACAUCUCAAAUUCCCCUGGGAUAUUUCAUAAAAAUACAUGCUUGGUCCAGUUUCAUUUCAUUUCCUGUAUCUUUAGUUUUAUCUCCAAUGACUGCGUUCACUGACCCUAGUGAUUGAUUAAUUGACAGCGCAGUUGUCGUGUGACCUCCGAUAACCUGUCUAGCACACUUUGACCCUUUUGAACUCUUAGAGUAGGACGGUAUUGUGUAGCUGUUACCUCAGUGUGUAUGUCUAAGAUUCGGUGUGUGUGUGUGUGUGUGUGUGUGUGUGUGUGUGUGUGUGUGUGUGUGUGUUUCUGAAUGCUGUUUGCUAUGACUGUGUUUGCAUGUGGACAUACUGUACAUUCCGGUACUGUGAUUUUUGUGCCGUCAAGUGCUGUUUUGGACUCUUUGUCGUUUGUGAAAGUCGUUAGAAAAUUAGAAAAGAUCUGACGGUUGAAAAUGUAUCCGCCGUGUAAGUGUUAGGUGAAGAAAACUACAAGGAUAGGUACGCCUGCCUAAUUGUGAAGCCUUUGAAUGACUUCAAAGUGUAACACUGUAUUAAUUUAUGUGAAAAUAAAGCGAGUAUAGCAUAAUGGACCUUUGUUUAUAGUAAGAUGUAAAAUUUUAAGAAUAAGAAUGUGAGAUGAAUUUAGAACAAUAUUUUCCGUCAUGAACAGUGACUCGUGAAAAAUGUCUAUCUGCAGAAUGUCAUUGUUUUACUAUGUGUCUGAAAUAGAGUAAUAUGUAUAUGAAUGAUCAAAAUGAAGUAUGAUAUCAAAAUAGCUGACAAUCUAUGCCACAAAGUUUAUUUUUCUUUAAAUUAUUUAUUUAUUUUCGUAUUUGGAAAUGCUAUAUGUGUAACCAUUAUUGUAACCUGACUUCUGCUGGCCAGUGAUGGAGUACUAUUUCAGUCGGGUACAGGGGAAAUCCUUGAAAACUGUUUUUCUUUUCUUUAUGUUAUGAGCUUGAUUUCUCAAGUUGCUUUUAAAAAAAAUAAAUAUAAAAAAAAGUUUGC